AUUGUGUUCGCCUGCUCCGCAGAGGACGCCGCCGCGAUGUCCGAGACCGCUCCCGCAGCCGCCCCCGAUGCUCCCGCUCCCGGUGCAAAGGCCGCCGCCAAGAAGCCGAAGAAAGCGGCGGGCGCCUCCAAAGCCCGCAAGCCCGCCGGCCCCAGCGUCACCGAACUGAUCACCAAGGCCGUCUCCGCCUCCAAGGAGCGCAAGGGGCUCUCACUCGCCGCUCUCAAGAAGGCGCUGGCCGCCGGAGGCUACGAUGUGGAGAAGAACAACAGCCGCAUCAAGCUGGGGCUCAAGAGCCUCGUCAGCAAGGGCACCCUGGUGCAGACCAAGGGCACCGGCGCCUCCGGGUCUUUCCGCCUUAAUAAAAAGCCCGGGGAAGUGAAGGAGAAAGCCCCCAAGAAGCGUGCGGCCGCGGCCAAGCCAAAGAAGCCCGCGGCCAAGAAACCCGCCAGCGCUGCGAAGAAGCCGAAGAAGGCGGCGGCAGUGAAGAAGAGUCCCAAGAAAGCCAAGAAGCCGGCAGCGACUGCUGCUAAGAAAGCGGCCAAGAGCCCCAAGAAGGCAGCCAAAGCAGGUCGCCCCAAGAAGGCAGCAAAGAGUCCGGCCAAGGCGAAGGCGGUGAAGCCCAAGGCAGCCAAGCCCAAGGCAGCGAAGCCGAAAGCAGCCAAGGCGAAGAAGGCAGCGCCCAAAAAGAAGUAAAAGAAAUCAGGAGUGUCCUGCUCUACAUCUUUUGUUAUCCAACGGCUCUUUUAAGAGCCACCCACACUUUCCCUAAAGGAGCUGAGGCACCGAGGUCGUCAGUACCCUGCAACAAGGAUCCAGUAAUUCGUAAGUCGUCAGAGGUCAAUUGUGUCCUUGUUUUUCUUCUACGAUUACCGAGAAAGCGAACGAGCACGGUAUAACGCGGCGGCUUUAGGGAAAUGUAGACUUUUGCAUCUUUUGCCGAGUAAUUGGUUUAACUACCUUGGAAGCAAUGUUUUAUAGCAGUGAUUUGAUAAAAAUCGGAUGUACUUUUUUUUAAAGAAUAUAUUUUGUAACGAAAGUAAUGCAUUUGUCAGACAUGCUACUACUGAGCCACGUUUAAUCUAUUAUAUUCUCUCUUUUAAAGUGUCUCCUUAAAGGGUGUUGACUUUCAGGGAGGAAGUGAGGGUUUCCUUAGUCCACCGAAAAUAGCGCUAAACUCCCCCAUUCCUUUUGUUCCCAAUGAGAAGAAAAUGGCCUUUAAGUAUUGAAAAAGCCCGCCCUGACCAAGGAUUGGCUAGCAGAGAGCCCGGCCCGCUGUCCCUUCCCCCCCUCCCUUCUCCGAAGACGAUUACGCCCCGGUACAAUGUCAGCCACUACCGGAGGGAAAAAAAAAAAAA
Messenger RNA from Calypte anna (Anna's hummingbird), 1358 nucleotides. RefSeq names its product histone H1.01. Gene Ontology annotation, biological process: nucleosome assembly. NCBI's taxonomy places the organism in Eukaryota, Metazoa, Chordata, Aves, Apodiformes, Trochilidae. Gene Ontology annotation, molecular function: structural constituent of chromatin; DNA binding. The coding region runs from base 37 to 696 and encodes 219 amino acids. The transcript has a single exon. Gene Ontology annotation, cellular component: nucleosome. The record is from RefSeq and is a predicted model, not a curated record.